AUGGAGAAGGCCGACGUCCCUUUGAGUACUACGGCGCUGCGCCAAGAGCCAGAGAGUGCUGCCAAAGAAAUAGAAGCCAGCCGUCCUCGUGGCGACAGCGAAAGCAUCACUACCAUCUCGAGUAGCUCCGGAGAGAAGACCGCCCAAACUUCCGACCAACAUGAUGCCGGUGUCAACAUCUCGCGCGCCGAGGCCGACUUCGCAGCCUUGAAUCGCGAAUUCUCUAGGACCAGUCAUCUGAGCCGCACAAAGUCUCGCCAGAGUCGUAAAGGCGCCACCGCCGAUAUUGAAAAGGCCGUUGAUGGGGAAGCCGGUUCUGAAGAGCCAUUCGAUCUGGAGACUGUGCUCAGAGGCAAUCGCGACGAGGAAGAACGAGCAGGUAUCAAGUCAAAGCGCAUUGGUGUGGUCUUUGAAGACCUGACCGUGAGCGGAAUUGGCGGCGUCAAGAAUUACGUCAAGACCUUCCCCGAUGCAUUUGUGUCAUUUUUCAACGUGUUCGGCACGAUCCAAGGCCUUUUCGGGCUCGGCAAGAAGGGGCGCGAGUUCGACAUUCUCAAGGACUUUAGGGGUGUCGUGAAGCCGGGCGAGAUGUGCCUGGUCCUCGGUCGACCUGGAAGCGGUUGCACCACCUUCCUCAAAGUGGCCUCCAACCAGCGUUACGGUUACACCAAGGUCGAUGGCAAAGUUCUGUACGGUCCUUUCGAAAGCGACUUCUUCGAAAAGCGCUACCGUGGUGAAGCCGUCUACUGUGAGGAAGACGAAAACCAUCACCCUACCCUGACCGUUGGGCAGACCCUAGAUUUCGCGCUCGAGACCAAGAUUCCUGGUAAACGACCAGCAGGUGUGUCGCGCAAAGACUUCAAGGAACGAGUCAUAGACCUGAUGCUCAAGAUGUUCAACAUUGAGCACACCCGAAACACCAUCGUCGGCAACCCCUUUGUCCGCGGAGUUUCUGGAGGCGAACGGAAGCGUGUGUCUAUUGCUGAGACGAUGAUCACUGGCGCAUCUGUGAUUUCGUGGGAUAACUCUACUCGUGGCCUGGACGCCUCUACUGCUGUCGAUUAUGCUCGAUCUCUUAGGGUCCUCACCAACAUUUACAAGACCACGACUUUUGUGUCUCUGUACCAAGCAUCUGAAAACAUAUAUAAGGUCUUUGAUAAGGUGCUGGUCAUCGACAGUGGACGACAGGUUUACUUCGGUCCUACGAAAGACGCCCGUGCUUACUUUGAAGGUCUCGGGUUCUUGGAAAAGCCUCGUCAAACAUCACCGGAUUACCUGACUGGAUGCACGGAUCCAUUCGAGCGUGAAUACAAGGAUGGAAGAAGUGAGAAAGAUGUGCCGAGUACACCGGACGCUCUGGCUCAAGCUUACAAGGACUCUCAGAUCGCAGCCAACUGUAACGCCGAGAUCGCCGCAUAUCACACUCAAAUGGCUGAAGAGAAAGAGGUUCACGAUGAGUUCAUGACCGCGGUCCAGGAAAGCAAGCGACAUGCACCGAAGAAAUCCGUUUACUCGAUCCCGUUCUACCUGCAAGUGCAGGCCCUUUUCAAGCGCCAGUUCCUGCUCAAGUGGCAGGAUAAGUUUACUCUUGUCACUUCUUGGGCUACCUCUAUCAUCAUUGCUAUUGUCAUCGGUACUGUCUGGCUGGAUCUUCCCACAACUUCGGACGGCGCUUUCACUCGAGGUGGUGUGCUCUUCAUUGCGCUUUUGUUCAACGCUUUCAACGCCUUUUCCGAACUGCCAGGUGUUAUGUUGGGACGACCAAUUGUCAACAAACAUCGAGCGUUCACCUUCCAUCGUCCAUCCGCUUUGUGGGUAGCUCAGAUCGGUGUUGAUCUGCUGUUCUCAUCCGCCCAGAUCCUAAUCUUCAGUAUAAUCGUCUACUUCAUGACCGGACUCGUACGCGAUGCUGGCGCUUUCUUCAUCUUCGUUCUCAUGAUCAUUACCGGAUACCUGGCUAUGACCUUGUUCUUCCGAACCGUCGGUUGCUUGUGUCCUGAUUUUGACGUCGCUAUCCGUCUGGCUGCUACAAUCAUCACGUUAUUCAUACUGACGUCUGGCUACAUCAUCCAGUACCAGUCUGAGCAGGUAUGGCUAAGGUGGAUCUUCUAUAUCAACGCGCUCGGUCUCGCCUUCUCGGCGCUUAUGAUGAAUGAAUUUGGGCGCCUCGAUCUGACCUGUGCCGGUACCUCUUUGGUCCCUAACGGUCCUGGUUAUGGCGAUAUCAACUCUCAGGUAUGCACAUUGUCCGGUAGUCAAGCCGGCUCCACCUUUGUGUCCGGCUCUGAUUACAUCCGUAUUGGAUUCUCCUACCUGACGAGCGAUCUCUGGCGGAACUGGGGUAUCAGUGUUGUUCUUAUUGUUGCAUUCCUGACAGCCAACGUGUUCCUCGGAGAAUACGUCAAGUGGGGUGCGGGAGGCCGAACGGUGACUUUCUUCCUUAAGGAAGACAAGGAGCUCAAGGAGCUGAAUGAGAAGCUUCACGUGAAGCGCGACAAACGAAACCGCAAAGAGGAAGACACUGAUGCAAGCUCCGGCUUGAAGAUCACCUCUAAGGCUGUGCUUACCUGGGAGGAUCUCUGCUACGAUGUCCCGGUUCCAUCUGGACAAUUGCGUCUGCUGAAUAAUAUCUAUGGAUUCGUCAAGCCAGGGCAGCUCACGGCGCUCAUGGGUGCCUCCGGAGCUGGUAAGACAACACUUUUGGAUGUGCUCGCAGCCCGGAAGAAUAUUGGUGUCAUUGGGGGCGACAAGCUUGUUGAUGGCAAAUCGCCUGGCAUUGCCUUCCAGAGAGGCACUGCGUAUGCAGAGCAACUCGAUGUCCAUGAACCUGCCCAGACUGUUCGCGAGGCUCUUCGCUUCUCUGCUGAUCUACGCCAACCCUUUGAGACUCCUCAGGAAGAAAAGUAUGCAUAUGUCGAGGAGGUCAUCUCUCUUUUGGAGAUGGAAGAUAUGGCAGACGCUAUCAUUGGAGAUCCGGAGACAGGUCUUGCCGUCGAACAGCGUAAACGUGUGACAAUCGGAGUCGAACUGGCUGCCAAGCCCGAGCUCCUCCUGUUCUUGGACGAGCCCACUUCAGGUCUAGAUUCCCAGAGUGCCUUCAACAUCGUUCGAUUCCUGCGAAAGCUAGCUGCAGCAGGGCAGGCAAUCUUGUGUACGAUUCACCAGCCGAAUUCGGCUCUCUUCGAAAACUUCGACCGGCUUUUGUUGCUUCAACGCGGAGGCCAAUGUGUCUACUUUGGAGAUAUUGGCAAGGACGCCCACGCACUUCUCGACUACUUUCAUCGCCAUGGUGCAGACUGUCCGCCGGAUGCUAAUCCUGCUGAGUGGAUGCUUGACGCUAUAGGCGCUGGCUCGACGCCCCGUAUUGGCAAGCACGACUGGGCGGAUGUAUGGCGAGAUUCAGCCGAAUUUGCCCAGACCAAGGAAGAAAUUGUCCGCAUGAAGAGGACUCGUAUCGCUGAGGUUGGUGCUGCUGAGCCUGUGGAACAGAAGGAGUAUGCCACCCCACUGUGGCACCAGAUUAAGAAAGUCAACAAGCGCCAGAAUCUGGCUUUCUGGAGGACUCCGAACUACGGCUUUACACGUCUCUUCAACCAUGUCAUCAUCGCGUUGUUGACCGGAUUGAUGUACCUCCAGCUCGAUGAUUCCCGUUCCUCGCUCCAAUACAGGGUCUUCGUAAUAUUCCAAGUCACCGUGCUGCCCGCCCUCAUCCUUGCUCAAGUCGAACCGAAGUACGCCGUCGCCCGUAUGAUUUCCUACCGCGAACAGAUGGCCAAGGCUUAUAAGACGUUCCCGUUUGCGCUCUCCAUGAUCAUCGCCGAGAUGCCUUACAACGUUCUGUGCGCUGUCUGCUUCUUCUUACCGAUCUACUAUAUUCCUGGGCUGAAUCCGGCUUCAUCUCGCGCCGGAUACCAAUUCCUUAUGAUCCUUAUCACAGAAAUCUUCUCUGUUACUCUAGCGCAGGCCCUCGCUGCGCUCACCCCAACUCCCUUCAUCUCCUCGCUCAUCAACCCGUUCGUUAUCGUCAUCUUCGCCCUCUUCUGUGGUGUCACUAUUCCAAAGCCACAGAUCCCUGGUUUCUGGCGAGCCUGGCUCUACCAGCUCAACCCGAUGACUCGUCUCGUUGGCGGCAUGAUUGUUACGGAGCUCCAUGACCGGAAGGUAGAAUGCACACCGGUCGAGUUGAAUACCUUCAACGCGCCUAAAGGACAAAAUUGUGGAGACUAUAUGAGCGACUACUUCAACAACGGCGGUCCGGGCUAUAUUGUCGAUAACGCUACCGAUUUUUGCCAGUACUGUGCCUACAAGGUUGGCGACCAGUUCUUCGAGCCCCUUGGUCUCUCGUUCAACAACCGCUGGCGCGAUCUUGGUAUCAUGGCGGCUUUCAUUGGCUCUAGUCUCUUCAUCCUGUUCAUGGCAGCUCGUUAUCUCAACUUCAACCGCCGGUGA
Messenger RNA from Didymosphaeria variabile, 4449 nucleotides. Its product is annotated as ATP-binding cassette transporter snq2. Lineage: Eukaryota; Fungi; Ascomycota; Dothideomycetes; Pleosporales; Didymosphaeriaceae. Gene Ontology annotation, biological process: transmembrane transport. Gene Ontology annotation, cellular component: membrane. The transcript is spliced from 4 exons. Bases 1 to 4449 code for a protein of 1482 amino acids. The record is from RefSeq and is a predicted model, not a curated record. Gene Ontology annotation, molecular function: ABC-type transporter activity; ATP binding; ATP hydrolysis activity.